AUGUCUAAGCGAAAUAAUUUAAUAUCAAUUGUUACAUCAAAGAAACAUAAAGAGAUACAAAAUAUUUUUACAAAAAUAAGAGCAAAUUCUAUUAUUCUUAAUAGAGAAAGGUUAACAGAUCCAUUUAAGCAAUACAAUCUCAUAGAAAAAAUAUUAAAAACACAUGAGGCUAAAUUAUUCAUCACAUUUACAAGCUCUCAUAUAAUUUUAGGAAGAUCAUUUAAUAAUGAAAUUAUCGACAUGUUAAAAUUUAAAAUUAAGCACUAUGAAAAAUCUUUUAAAGGAACAGUAAGUGCUGAACUUAAUAUGAAAUAUACUAUCUUAUUGAUAAAUAUUAAUGAUAAAAGAAUAGAAAAUUUAUUUAUAGAUCUUUUAAAUAUGAAAAGUAGUAAAAUAUGUUUACAAAAUAUUAAAUACACAUGGGUUAUUACAAACAUUAAAGGAAUUUUUAUUAUUAAAUAUUGUAGAAUAUUAGAAAAUAAUGAUUUGGAAGAUGUUGGGCCAUGUUUUGAAUUAGAGUUAGAAGAUAAAUAUCAUUGUACAGAGGAAACGUAUAAAAAAAGUUUAGGGAAAAUAGAAAAGAAAAAUAAAAAUAUUACUAAAAAUCAAUUUAAUGACGAAAUUGGUAUUUUACACAUUGAUAAACAAGAUUUACGGGAAAUAAAAACUAGAAAAUAUAAAAAGUAA
Molecule: messenger RNA, 687 nt
Organism: Vairimorpha ceranae
Lineage: Eukaryota; Fungi; Microsporidia; Nosematidae
Product: brix domain-containing protein 1
Exons: 1
Coding region: 1-687 (228 amino acids)
Biological process (GO): ribosomal large subunit assembly; maturation of LSU-rRNA from tricistronic rRNA transcript (SSU-rRNA, 5.8S rRNA, LSU-rRNA)
Cellular component (GO): nucleolus
Molecular function (GO): rRNA binding
Source: RefSeq, a predicted model, not a curated record